Molecule: messenger RNA, 2131 nt
Organism: Penaeus indicus
Lineage: Eukaryota; Metazoa; Arthropoda; Malacostraca; Decapoda; Penaeidae
Gene: Fancl
Exons: 16
Coding region: 1-2085 (694 amino acids)
Biological process (GO): protein monoubiquitination; interstrand cross-link repair
Cellular component (GO): Fanconi anaemia nuclear complex; nucleus
Molecular function (GO): nucleic acid binding; ubiquitin protein ligase activity; zinc ion binding
Source: RefSeq, a predicted model, not a curated record
AUGUGGCGACUCACUAAACAUGAGCUUGCGACCCAGUACGAGUUCGCGACCCUGAACAUAAGAAUUUUAAUGGACACUGAACUUAAUCCAGAACCAGGAGAAAAGCCUGGACCCCAAAAUGAAAUGAUUUACGAUUUCCAAUCCAAUAGAAGACCGAGAGAAAAUAGCGACAGCGAGCAAGACCCAAACCCCAAGCAUCCAAGAAAACACGAAACCGGCAGGGACAGUACGGAGACCCAAUCGACCACAUCCGAAGACCCAACAGUAAACAGGCAAGAUAAUCCAAAUGUUAUCAUCAUAAGUUUAGCUGGUGAAUCAAAAACAAUGAAUUUCAACAAUCCCAUAAAAUUAACAGAAUCCAUAAACAAAUCUGAAUUUCAAAAGUAUAUAAUUGAAGACUCCUUAAGAGUACUAGGAACUGGGAAAGCUAUUAGAUUUGAGAUCAAAGAUAUAAACAAAUUAAGACCUCUAAAUCAAAUUCAAAAUCUGGGAGAAUGGAAAAUUUUUUGUAAACAACCAGCCUCCAAAAAAGUUGCAAUAGGGCAUACCUCAUACACUGUGAAUCAGUAUACUUUCCCUAUUCCAAAGUGUUACAAUUGUCUCAGAUAUGGCCAUGGGAUAAUGACUUGCAAAAAUAAAAAACGUUGUAGUAAAUGUAGCCAAUUUGACCAUAGUUACAAGGAUUGCUUAACAACAAGAAUAGAUCCUCAAAGUGCAAAAGAAACGACUAUAGACCUGGUAUUAGCAACACCAUCGCUAACCCAUUUAGAAAUAGAAACAGGCCCUAAUCUAGGAAAUGACGAAGAAAUGGAAUUUACAAAUAAACAUGACAUCUUAGGAUUGAGAUUCGAUGCACCAAGAUUAAAUUGGAGAGAACACAUUGAAAAUAUAAAGAUAAAAUCUUCAAAAAGAAUAGAUAUUAUGAAAAAACUAUCCUCAUACACAUGGGAAGAAGAAGAAGAAGAAGAAGUGUUUUGGGCACAAAGUUUGAAGUCGAAGGAAUGCAAUGGCAGGAGCAUCCCUUGGUACGGAGUUUCCCCUCCUCCUCCCAACAUUUGGUUCUCAGUCAACAAGUUUUCAUGGCUUCCUGACUGUUGGGAUGUAAAGGGAAUGACACUGAGUACAGAUGCAUGGCUGGCAUCUGUUAUUAAAAGGUGUCAGGAGCAGUUGUCACAGGAGGAGAAAGAUUGCCGUACUGUUCAGGAAUAUUUAAGAAAAUUUCAACAAAUAUGUGCUGCAGCUACUGAGAGUGAAGAUAGCGUGUCUCUGCCACAAGAUGCAAUGUUUACUACCCUCCUUUCUCACAUUGAAACUAUUGGCUGGUCAAAAGUGUCCCAAGUUUCAACUGAUUUCUCAAUGAUAUAUCUAGAGACCAAAGAUGAAAAUGAAAGAUUACACAGUCUAAGAGUCAAAAUCCAGCCUGGCUACCCUAUUGUUGAACCUGUUGUCGAAGCAGACCUGCCUGUUGACAUCGAUAUUACGUGGAAUACUAGUGAGGGCUUGUCGUGUAUAAUGUCGGCAUGGGAAGAAAAGCUCUCCACCCUCCAGGAGCUUUGGGACGUUUUGGACGAGCUUGAUGAGACGGCCCUCGUGCUCGAUCCUCCAAACCCCACGCGGAAGCACACCUCUCGCAGAAUCCUUUUAAGUAAUCAUGUGAGCAUCCAGUUAACAGUAUCCAUUGCCCACCCUCGCAGUCUGCCUCAGUGCCAUCUUCUGGGCUCUUCUCACCUGACUGCACCACUCAAUGCCAGACUCACAAACAAUUAUAAUGAAUGGGACCCAGAAAGAAGCAUCGUCAGCAAUCUGGAAAUAGUGCUUGGGGUUGACGUGGUAAAAGCAAAAAGUAAAGAAAGCGGGGAAGAUGCCGGUGGAAGUGACUGGAGUGCUGAAUGUGCUGUGUGCUAUUGCCUUCACCUUGAGGGGGCACUGCCUGAUUUGACGUGUGAUCACUGCUCUCAGGCAUUUCAUGUGCAGUGUCUGUAUGAGUGGCUGUGCAGUGUACCAAAUAGUCGACAGAGUAUGAACUUUAUCUUUGGAGAGUGUCCAUACUGCACACAGCUGAUAUCUUGUAAAGUUCCAACAUAAGGAGAAAGAGAUGAACUGGACAUUUUUAAUAAAACCUACAUUUUCU